AUGAGGCUCAUUCUAUCUGGCACCUCUUGUUUUAGGUUUGUUGCAGACGGUGUAUUUUUUGCUGAGCUGAAUGAGUUUUUUACACGUGAGCUUUCUGCUGAAGGUUAUUCUGGUACAGAAGUCCGUGUGACGCCUAGUAGAACAGAAAUUAUUAUUCGUGCAACACAUACUCAGGAUGUUCUUGGAGAAAAAGGAAGGCGUAUUCGUGAAUUAACAUCUCUCAUUCAGAAGCGAUUCAAGUUUCCAGAAGGUAGUGUUGAACUUUACGCAGAAAAAGUUCAAAAUCGGGGACUCUGUGCAGUUGCACAGUGUGAAAGCUUAAGAUACAAAUUGCUGGCUGGUUUGGCUGUUAGACGGGCUGCAUACGGUGUUUUAAGAUUCAUUAUGGAGUCUGGUGCCAAGGGAUGUGAAGUUGUUAUUUCUGGCAAACUUCGUGCUGCUCGUGCAAAAUCAAUGAAGUUUACCGAUGGAUUCAUGAUUCAUUCAGGUCAGCCUUCACGUGAUUUUAUUGAUUCUGCAACACGACAUGUAUUACUUCGACAAGGUGUUUUGGGUGUAAAAGUUAAAAUUAUGUUGAGCGAAUCUAUGACACGCAAACCUUUGCCGGAUUCUGUUGUAGUUAUUGAACCCAAGCCCGAAGAACAGAUUGGUCAGCCAUCAAGUGAGGAUUUUUCUCGCCCAUUACCGUCUGAGUUGGCCCAGCAAACACUUUAUCGGGUCCAUCCACCCCAUUCCCAAGCCGAUGUCUAUUAG
Pneumocystis jirovecii RU7 is the source of this 753-nucleotide messenger RNA. RefSeq names its product 40S ribosomal protein S3. Gene Ontology annotation, cellular component: nucleus; cytosolic small ribosomal subunit. Gene Ontology annotation, molecular function: structural constituent of ribosome; RNA binding. The transcript is spliced from 4 exons. Gene Ontology annotation, biological process: translation. NCBI's taxonomy places the organism in Eukaryota, Fungi, Ascomycota, Pneumocystomycetes, Pneumocystales, Pneumocystaceae. The coding region runs from base 1 to 753 and encodes 250 amino acids. The record is from RefSeq and is a predicted model, not a curated record.